Messenger RNA from Anopheles funestus (African malaria mosquito), 1643 nucleotides. RefSeq names its product carbonic anhydrase 7 (gene CAH2). Gene Ontology annotation, molecular function: zinc ion binding; carbonate dehydratase activity. Gene Ontology annotation, cellular component: cytoplasm. The transcript is spliced from 7 exons. The record is from RefSeq and is a predicted model, not a curated record. Bases 223 to 1371 code for a protein of 382 amino acids. NCBI's taxonomy places the organism in Eukaryota, Metazoa, Arthropoda, Insecta, Diptera, Culicidae.
CAGGGGUUUAUCAGUGACGGUGUUCCAUCGGACACGGCUCAGUUCUUCGGUGGACGUCGCAUGGCGAGGACAUCAUCGUGACAGUAAGACAGCUAAUUUGAUCUCGCGCCCGGACACACAUCUCAUCAUCCAAGAGAAUUGGUCAAGAUCGUGACUAAAGCAAGUUAGGACGCUCUGCCGAAUAAACUGCACCACCAGCAUCAUAUCUCAGACACCAGCAUAAUGACGGAGGCGACGACGACAACGACGACGGCCAGUGUCAGCCAUUGUAGUAGAAGCCACCGAAGAAGAGGCAGUAGUGCCAGCAGUGGCGGUGUUAUGCUAAUCGCAUCAAUUUUGGUAUUAUCAGUUCAUUAUGGACAUGCACAGGAUUUUGGAUACGAUGGCGAUAAAGGACCAUCUCACUGGGGUGAACAGUAUAAUUCCUGCACCGGAAAACACCAGAGUCCAAUCAAUAUUAACUCUUUGGACGUGAAGAAGGUCAACCUGCCACCGCUAGUGUUUCAGGGUUUCGAUGUUGCACCCCGGGAAACGAACCUAACCAACAAUGGACACACUGUGGUAGUCACGAUGGAGUCGGAAGUGACGCCGACCGUGUCUGGUGGACCGCUUUCCGGUGUCUACGAGUAUUCCCAGCUUCAUUUCCACUGGGGCGAUAAUGAUACCUUCGGCAGCGAGGACAUGAUCGAUAACCAUCGUUUUCCCAUGGAGCUGCACAUUGUGUUUUACAAGCAGGAGUAUAAAAAUGCCCGUACUGCACUCAACUUUGCCGACGGGUUGACCGUGUUGGCAUUUUUCUACGAAAUCGACCCAGAAGACAAUCCCAUGUACCAGGAGUUUAUUGAGCUGCUUGGUAACGUUACCGGGAGCCAUCUGUCGGAGCGCUUUGAAACACCUCCAUCGCUGAAGGACUUGAUUGCGAAGGAUCUGCUACAUUACUACACAUACGAUGGUUCACUGACGACACCACCUUGCAGUGAGGUAGUCACAUGGAUCGAUUUUAAAGAACCGAUUUUGUUGUCUCACGCACAGGUGCAAGCUUUCCGAGCGCUGGAAAAUGAGGAGGGUCAUCCAUUGACACACAACUUCCGGCCGGUACAGCCGCUUGGUGACCGGGUGGUGCUCUACAACACGGACGAGCUGAUCAAGGAAAUUGAUCUGGAUGAAGAACAUCCCGCCGAACCGGAAGGUGUCGACACGAACAAGAUCGAUACACCCAAAUCUGAUGAACCAAUAAGCUCACCGAAAGAUCCUAGCGUUAGGAAACACCCGCGCAAUGUCGCAUCGUCACCAUUCAUGCCGCAAUGGUCAGUAUUAUGUGCCACAUUAGCGUUGGUAUGGACCGUCUUUUGUUGCUCGGAUCGAUGCUGAACGACACAAUCAUCAAUGUUGUAAAUAUAGUGAAUAGACAGUUAAGCACACAUAGAGCGCAGGCGCUGGCGUUAGUUUCGACGUACAAAAAAAACCGAUACACCGUUACCAGAGCUGCUAGUGAACCGUGAUAUGAACAAAAGGUGCGCAAGUUAAGCAAAUUUUAGAACUACAAAAUAUAACAUAUUCAGCUCGCAAGUAAGGACUAUAGAAUAGAUGAACUGUUUAGGAAAAAAAAACAUUGGCAUAAAAGCAUCUAAGGAUUUAAAUAA